Molecule: messenger RNA, 336 nt
Organism: Adineta steineri
Lineage: Eukaryota; Metazoa; Rotifera; Eurotatoria; Adinetida; Adinetidae
Source: the annotation of a GenBank genome assembly
AUGAAUUCUUCAAAAACAAUUGCUACAGUCAUCAGUGUAACAGCAUUGAUUAUUUUAUUUGUAAGCCCAUUACAAUCAAUGCCAAUACAUGACAAACGAUGGACAUUCAAUACUUGGCAAUUGCAUGGUCCUCGAUAUACACCUCAUACAUCAACAAAUCCGACAACUGAAGCAUAUUCUUCAACAGUAUCAACUAAUAUCAAUCCACAUGAUCAACUUCUUAAUUUUGAUUUUGAACAUAAUGAUCCAUUGAAAAUGCUUAUAAAAUUUAUGCGAGUUUUAGAAAUGUUAGAGCGUGAACAAAAAGAAAAAAGCAAUGGUAAUAAACAAUCUUAA